Ogataea parapolymorpha DL-1 is the source of this 447-nucleotide messenger RNA. Its product is annotated as Ubiquitin-conjugating enzyme E2 13. The record is from RefSeq and is a predicted model, not a curated record. Gene Ontology annotation, molecular function: ubiquitin conjugating enzyme activity. Bases 1 to 447 code for a protein of 148 amino acids. NCBI's taxonomy places the organism in Eukaryota, Fungi, Ascomycota, Pichiomycetes, Pichiales, Pichiaceae. Gene Ontology annotation, cellular component: nucleus. Gene Ontology annotation, biological process: DNA damage tolerance; protein K63-linked ubiquitination. The transcript is spliced from 2 exons.
AUGUCACUACCAAAGAGAAUUAUUAGAGAAACUGAACGGCUAGUAUCAGACCCUGUGCCGGGUAUCACAGCAGUGCCACAUGAAGACAACUUGCGCUACUUCAACGUGACCAUUGACGGUCCCUCCGGUUCGCCAUACGAGGGAGGCAAAUUCAAGCUUGAGCUGUUUUUGCCGGACGACUACCCAAUGCUGGCUCCUAAAGUGCGUUUUUUGACCAAGAUAUACCAUCCAAACAUUGACAGACUGGGAAGAAUCUGUCUCGACGUCCUAAAGGCCAACUGGUCUCCAGCAUUGCAAGUGCGCACCAUUUUGCUGUCUAUCCAAGCACUGCUGAGCUCGCCAAACCCAGACGACCCACUAGCGAACGAGGUGGCUGAGGAAUGGAAGAGCAAUGAGCAAAAUGCAAUCAAAACCGCCAGAGAGUGGACUGAAAGAUUUGCACAGUAA